This is a messenger RNA of Lycium barbarum (goji berry), 1385 nucleotides long. RefSeq lists its product as uncharacterized. Gene Ontology annotation, cellular component: protein phosphatase 4 complex; cytoplasm; nucleus. NCBI's taxonomy places the organism in Eukaryota, Viridiplantae, Streptophyta, Magnoliopsida, Solanales, Solanaceae. The record is from RefSeq and is a predicted model, not a curated record. Gene Ontology annotation, biological process: protein dephosphorylation. Gene Ontology annotation, molecular function: protein phosphatase regulator activity. Bases 1 to 1065 code for a protein of 354 amino acids. The transcript is spliced from 9 exons.
AUGCCAACUGUAACAGCUGGUAAGUUUUUAAUCGAAUCUGGAAUAAUUAGGCCUUUGGAGGUGUCUAUACUUGUUGGAGAUCCAGUGAUAGCUAGACAAGUAUACAAGAACUGUGUAGUUAUAAUUUCCAAUCAUCAUAUUGAAGCAGACUUGAUUGAGUUGGACAUAGUGGACUUUGAUGUUAUUAUGGGUGUGGACUGGUUGGCUUAUUUUUAUGGUAAUGUUGAUUGCAGAACAAAGAUUGUCCAGUUCCAGUUUCCAGGAAAGCUAGCGCUAGAAUGGAAAGCCAUGAUCUCAGAAGCAGUUCAAUGGCAUAUGAAAAAUGAAAGAGAUUUGUGGAACAGGUACAUGAACAUGUUCUAUCUGAGACAGUGCAGAGAUUCAGAGUGUGUAAUCAAAUGGUCAAUUGGAAUAAGUUCGAAUGUGCAAAUAGAAUUUGCUGGCAUGGAAUCUGAAAAGGAGAUGAAUGAUGAACAAGUUAAGAGUGUAAUUGAAGUAAUGGCAGCCAGUGGCAAGUAUUGGCAUGAGUGGGACAAACUCAAGGCUAUGCUAUCAUUCCAUCUUAAGCAGGUCCUGUCAGAUUAUCCCGAGUCAAAAAUGACUAUCGAACAGCAGCAAUCUUGUUUAGGGGAGAGCUUUCCUGAGUUGGUGAAGAGGUUGGAUGAUGCUCUCAAUAGCUUUGCUGAAGGCCCUCCAUUUACGUUGCAAAGGCUUUGUGAGAUUUUGUUGGAUGCGCGGAGCAUUUAUUCGAAGCUGUCAAAACUUGCGUUGGCUCUAGAAAAGAAUUUGUUAGUUACAUCAACAUUGACUAUUUCCAGUGAUCCAUAUGCAUCGUCUACCAUACAAAAUGCAACAGAACCAGAAAGAGAAACCAAGAGUUCCCAAGUUCAAUCUAAUUUAGCGUCUAAUGGGGUGGAACCUAUAGCCAGUGCAGGUGAUGCAGAUGAAGUAAUGGCUGAGGUAGAAGAGGCCGAAGUUGAGGAUGUUAUGACGAUUGACAUGGAUACUAUCGAAGCAAUAGUUAGAUCAUCUGAAGCAGAUACUACGCCUACCAGUGAUUCAUAAUGCCUUGUUUUAUGUAGUGAUUAUUUUCAUGUCCAAUAGAGGAUGUUUGUAGAAGGUGGGUCAUGCUUCAAUGAAAUUGAGAGCAAGUCCAAAGAGCUUUUAAAAAUCACUCACGGUCGUGAAUAUCUGUGUUGGAGCGGUAUAAUGUGCGUCAGACAUUAUUUUUACCCGACGUCGGUCCAUCUUGAUGUGGGGAUAAGCCAUGGUCGUUUUCUUGUCUUUUUUCGAACUAAUGAAUGUCUCCGUGGAAUGUCGAGAAAAAUAUUGUCAGGGUGGAUGUGCCUCCUUUUCCCCUGCAUGAUGAUUUUGAUCUCAUUUGA